Lentinula edodes (shiitake mushroom) is the source of this 1638-nucleotide messenger RNA. RefSeq lists its product as uncharacterized. Bases 1 to 1638 code for a protein of 545 amino acids. NCBI's taxonomy places the organism in Eukaryota, Fungi, Basidiomycota, Agaricomycetes, Agaricales, Omphalotaceae. The record is from RefSeq and is a predicted model, not a curated record. The transcript is spliced from 5 exons.
AUGCGAGACAGGAUCUCUGGGGGCAUUCCUUGGAACGAAGUAGUAGCCAUAAGCGAGGGAGGGAAACACAAACGGAGACAAAGUAAAUAUAGAACGAAAAUAGAAAGGGCCACCUCGAACGACAAAGACGUGCAUGGGCAAAAUCGGAAAGCUGUAGACGUGCCAUGUGCAUUGCAGUGUCGCUAUACGCACGACAAGCGUUUAGACUUUGCUCCGUUCUGGUCCGGAUCCAGAUCCAGAUCCACUUACUGGUGGAUGGAGGGGAGACGCAAAAGUUUCAAUAAAGGUAACAAGUCCGAUAAAGUUGGCUAUUAUACAUUCCCUGCCCUACCCAUGUCGUUCGAAGACAGUCUUGCCUGUCUGGGGCCUGUUUCUAUAACACCGAAUGAAAUCUGGUACCAUAUUGGAGGCUUCGCCGACCACCAAUCAGUCGUCGCACUAGCGGCUUGCAACCGUCGACUGUCCGGUAUUCUGCAUCCUAUGAUCUGGAAAACCUUACGGAUUCAUCAGCCCGCCAAAUUGAUCGAGUACGCACCGGUAUGGAAGAAACGCGCACGCCAGAUCUUCCCACUAGUCAAAAAAGUGAUAUUAGGCAACGUCCAAUCAUUCGAUGUCAUAGUUGAACACUCGGUAGCGCGAUAUAGAUAUGGAAACGACUGGCGAAAACACACAGCGAUAUUGAGGCUGUUCACAUCACUCCGCUCAAUCACGUUCAUUGGGAUGUUUUUCCCUCGGAGGUUCGCACUAGUCCUCGAUUCACUGACAACAGUGGAGGAACUAUCCCUUGUCCGCUGUUGUUUCCACCCUUUGGUCGAUUUUACGGGGGUGAAUCGGAACAUUCGGAGACUGAUGGCAGAAAUCAUGUGUUGGCACGGCGUCAGUCAGAGCCUUUCCUUGAUUCGAUGUUUGGAUCCGGAGUACGUUGUUGUGGUGUGGAGAUCAAGCUUUGUGGGCAAGAAUUUCAUAACAGAACUUCCAAAAAGUGUUCGGACACUCACCGUCAAGUCAACGAUGUGGACGUGGCCAACGGAUGAAAGUUGUUGUGUUCGAGAGAGAUCGCGAUUCGUGCAGUUCAUGGAAGCGUUCCCUCAGUUGAAGGAGUUGCGUAUCGAAGGUCGCGUACCAAACCGCCAAGGAGAUGCAACAUUCCUUACCCACCUUCCAUCUCUGGAAUCGUAUUCCGGGCCCAUGCAUCUGUUCACGUCAGGCGGGAUAGAUGCGAAGUUGCUGAAAUUCGUGAACUUCACCGAUGACCGUGUUGCGUCAAUGGCAGUUUACAACCACUUGCCUGACAUGAGAGAUGUGACGGGAUUUACGAUGCGAGGUUCGGUGACAGACGAUGAGGUAUAUGCACAAAUCAUGGAGCGGUGUCCGAAUUUGGAUACGCUCAGAGUACUGGCACCUGCGAGCGCUGGAAAUUGGUUGCGGAUUAGCAAAAUUCGCAGUCUUGAACAGAGUACAUCCCUUCGACAUAUUACACUUGGCGGCAGAAGUUGGCGACGUGUAGGAAACAAAGGUGUAGGAAACGACUGGGAAGUAGGGAACUAUUACAGGGAUCACAUAGUGGAAGAUGUUGUCGUACCGGGCGAGUUCCUGGGAGGUGGAGUUGUAAGGGGUGUAUUCCAUACGAGGUUGUAA